CGGCGGUGGCGGCGACGGCGCCUGCGCGGCCGGGCUCGGCCCCCCGGGCUCUUUGUUUAUGUGCGUGCGCGCGAGUGCAGACCCCUGAGUCGCCGGGUCAGCCGCUCUCCUCUCGUUCUCUGCAGUCAAUUCCUUCCAGAAACUUCCUGCCGCCCGCCGCAGUCACCCUGGGCAAGGGCGCGCUGGCCGGGCAGUGGCCCCGCGCCUUCUGCGGCGUCUUACGGCCCAUCUCGCGACCUCCUCCUCUUCGUCCUCCCGAGUUGGUUUCAUUUGCCAUCCUCCCUGCGUCCAGGUGUUCACUGCUUUAUGCCGAUUCUGUUGCAUCGCGCACCCCAACACCUAGGAAAGCGGGCGUGAACCUCUGGUGGAGUGGGGUUCGGUUUAUACAGGUUGCGGGAAGAUAAAACCCUAGGAGGCUGAUCCUUUGGGAGAGAGUUUGCCAGCCUUUGGUGUGUACUACCGUCUUUGGGAAGUCAGUGACUCGAACUGCAUUUUUAAGUUACAACGUCGAACAAGGCUCUGAUUGCUGUUAACUCGUUCCGGCCCUGCGAAAUGUUAUGAACAGAAGCAAUACAAAAAUGGCCUCAAGUUUUGCAAGAUGAUUCUUUCAAAUCCAAAGUUUGCUGAACAUGGAGAGACCUUGGCUAUGAAAGGAUUAACACUGAACUGUUUAGGAAAAAAAGAAGAAGCCUAUGAAUUUGUUCGUAAAGGCCUUCGUAAUGAUGUCAAGAGUCAUGUUUGUUGGCAUGUGUAUGGACUUUUGCAGCGCGCUGAUAAGAAAUAUGAUGAAGCUAUUAAGUGUUACCGCAAUGCCCUCAAAUUAGAUAAAGAUAAUCUGCAGAUUUUGAGGGAUCUCUCUCUGUUACAGAUCCAAAUGAGAGACCUUGAAGGUUACCGUGAGACAAGAUAUCAGCUUCUUCAGUUGCGCCCAACACAACGUGCUUCCUGGAUUGGAUAUGCUAUUGCAUACCAUCUGCUGAAAGAUUAUGAUAUGGCACUAAAACUGUUGGAAGAAUUUAGACAAACUCAGCAAGUUCCUCCCAACAAAAUAGACUAUGAAUAUAGUGAACUGAUACUGUACCAGAAUCAAGUGAUGAGGGAGGCAGAUCUGUUUCAGGAAUCUUUGGAACAUAUAGAAACAUAUGAGAAACAAGUAUGUGAUAAACUUUUGGUGGAAGAAAUUAAAGGGGAAAUGCUGUUGAAAUUGGGAAGAUUAAAAGAAGCGAGUGAAGUAUUCAAAAACUUGAUUGAUCGGAAUGCAGAAAAUUGGUGUUAUUAUGAAGGCUUGGAAAAAGCUCUCCAACUUAGUUCCUUAGGACCUUUUCUCCCCCAUGGCACUUUAGAAGAGAGGCUUCAGAUUUAUGAAGAAAUUAGUCAGCAGCACCCCAGAGCAAUUUCACCUAGAAGAUUACCUUUGAAUCUUGUCCCAGGUGCAAAGUUUAGAGAACUAAUGGAUAAAUUCCUGAGGGUUAACUUCAGUAAAGGCUGCCCACCCUUGUUUACCACGUUGAAAUCUCUAUAUUACGACGCAGAAAAGAUUUCUAUAAUCCAGGAGCUUGUUACUAACUAUGAAGCCUCUCUUAAAAAGUGUGACUUAUUUAGCCCUUAUGAGAGUGGGGAGAAAGAACCCCCAACGACACUACUCUGGGUUCAGUAUUUCCUGGCACAGCACUUUGAUAAGCUUGGGCAGUAUUCUUUGGCUUUGGAUUAUAUUAAUGCUGCAAUUGCUAGUACUCCAACUCUAAUAGAAUUAUUCUAUAUGAAAGCAAAAAUUUACAAGCAUAUAGGUAAUCUCAGAGAAGCUGCCAAGUGGAUGGAUGAAGCUCAGUCUUUAGACACAGCUGAUAGAUUCGUCAACUCCAAAUGUGCAAAAUAUAUGCUUCGAGCAAACAUGAUAAAAGAAGCAGAGGAAAUGUGCUCCAAGUUCACAAGGGAAGGAACAUCUGCCAUGGAAAAUCUAAAUGAAAUGCAGUGUAUGUGGUUUCAGACAGAAUGCAUUUCAGCAUAUCAGCGUUUGGGAAGAUACGGGGAUGCGUUGAAAAAAUGCCAUGAAGUAGAAAGGCAUUUUUUUGAGAUCACCGACGAUCAGUUUGACUUCCAUACUUACUGCAUGAGAAAGAUGACCCUUCGUGCCUACAUUGACCUUUUGAGACUAGAGGAUGUACUCAGGAGACAUGCCUUCUAUUUCAGGGCUGCUAGAUCAGCUAUUGAAAUAUACUUGAAAUUGUAUGAUAAUCCCUUAACCUGUGAAAGCAAACAACAAGAAAUAAAUGCAGAAAACCUGUCAGCCAAAGAACUGAAGAAAAUGCUUAGCAAACAGAGAAGAGCGCAAAAAAAGGCUAAAUUAGAAGAAGAGAGAAAAUACGCGGAAAGGGAACGUCAGCAAAAAAAUCAAAAGAAGAAAAAGGAUGAAGAAGAAGAGGAAACUAGUGAUCUCAAAGAAGAACUUACACCUGAAAAAUUAGAAAGAAUAGAAAAUCCGUUAGAAGAAGCUAUCAAGUUUCUUAUACCUCUUAAGAACCUUGUUGCUGAUAACAUUGACACUCAUCUAUUAGCAUUUGAAAUAUAUUUUAGAAAAGGGAAGUUUCUGUUAAUGCUGCAGUCUGUCAAACGAGCUUUUGCCAUCGACAGUAAUAACCCAUGGUUACAUGAAUGUUUAAUUAAAUUUUCUAAGUCUGUGUCUAAUCAUAGUAAUCUUCCAGACAUUGUGAGCCAAGUUCUAUCUCAAGAAAUGCAGAAAAUAUUUGUCAACAAGGAUGUGGAAAGUUUUAAUGAGGAUUUUCUCAAACGCAAUGCUACCUCCCUUCAGCAUCUCCUUUCAGGUGCUAAGAUGAUGUAUUUUCUGGACAAGUCAAGGCAAGAGAAAGCCAUUGCUAUUGCCACCAGACUGGAUGAAACCAUAAGAGAUAAAAAUGUAAAGACUUUAAUAAAGGUUUCUGAGGCACUGCUUGAUGGGAGCUUUGGGAACUGUACUUCACAAUAUGAGGAAUACAGGGUGGCCUGUCACAACCUGCUGCCUUUUACGUCUGCUUUCCUGCCUGCUGUGAGUGAAGUCCACGGUCACAGUGCAGCCCGAAACCUCACAGCUAACUCUGAUGUCUUGGCAAAUGAAAUUGGAAAUCUCACAGAAAGCUGACUCCUGUAAGACUCAAAUCAGGGUUUCUUUUCCAGCUUGUCUUUUAUUAUGGGUAUGAAAGGAAAUACAGCUGACCCUUGAACAACAUGGGUUUGAAUUGUGAGGGUCCAUUUAUUUGCGGAUUCUUUUUGAGACCGUGUGGAGAGUUGGUGUACCUAAUUCUUGCUUUUGUUCAGCGAUCAACUCUAAUUGGAUAGAAUUUUUUUUUUUUUUUUUAAACUUUUGGUCACCCCAUGAUGUAUGGAAAUCCCAGGCCAGGGAUCAGAUGCAAGCCGCAGUUGCAGCAGGGCCGGAUCCUUUAACCCACUUUGCCAGGCUGGGGAUCGAACCUGUGUCCUGCCACUGCAGAGACGCUGCUGGUCCCAGAGCGCCCACUGUGAGCACUCUGGAUAGAAUUUUUAAACAAAGUAUUCUGUAAGCUUAUUCUUUAUCUGACUCUGCCAGUGUACAUAAAUGUCUGUUAAAAUGACCUGUUCGUGUUGGUCGUGUUUUCUUAAACUUUUGAAUUAGCAACAUUGUGGUGGAUGCUGUCACUUCAUAUCCAACAUGAUAAUGAUUUCUUCAUUAAAUUGUAUACAGCUCCAUUGUUUUGAGAUCCGAGUUUCAUUUCAGAAUCUAUGUUUUGAUCCUUAUUGGUUUGUUUUGUUACUGUUUUUUUGCUUUUUAAUUAAAGCGCAUCAAUAUUAAAGUGUUAACUGUAUGUCAAAAAUGAUAUGGAACUCCUUUUGGCAAAUAUUUAUUUAAAAUUUACAUCAGCUUAAAACCUUUUGUCCACCUUGCUUUUUGGGGGGCUUACUGCUUCCUUUUUAAUCCAUGAAAAAGAUAUUUUCUGUUGAAUAAGAGUACUCCAACUGUAUUUAUGAGUGAUGUGCUUGAAGGGAGCAUAAUAGGGCAGAAUACAAUUAUAAUGAAACAUUCUCAUUCUUAGAGCCAUGCAUUGACUAUUAAAUACAUUUUUAUAUCAGCAGAAUGAGAAUUUAAACUCUCAACUAGUUUAACUAUUAAAACAUGGUAUCGUUGAGCAAUUUUGGGGGGGUAGCUUUUUGUUCUGUCUUGUACAGAAAACAAGAAUAGAGUCAUUUAAUAUGUUUCAGAACUGUAUAAAUAUAUCUGUAACAUUAGUACUUUCUUUUAAGGCAAAUAUAAAUUCAAAAGGGGAGAUUUUAUGGAGGGAAACAGUUCUAAUUAAGAUGGUUUUCCUUCACUCUAAUAUUUAGAUUAGAAACUCACUGUAAAAUAAUGCCAGCCUCUAUAAUGCUGUAAUAAAUUAUUUUGCACACA
Phacochoerus africanus (Common warthog) is the source of this 4417-nucleotide messenger RNA. RefSeq names its product N-alpha-acetyltransferase 16, NatA auxiliary subunit (gene NAA16). Lineage: Eukaryota; Metazoa; Chordata; Mammalia; Artiodactyla; Suidae. The transcript has 21 exons. The record is from RefSeq and is a predicted model, not a curated record. Gene Ontology annotation, molecular function: protein-N-terminal amino-acid acetyltransferase activity; protein binding. Bases 599 to 3136 code for a protein of 845 amino acids. Gene Ontology annotation, cellular component: NatA complex; cytoplasm. Gene Ontology annotation, biological process: N-terminal peptidyl-methionine acetylation.